Molecule: messenger RNA, 1843 nt
Organism: Cephus cinctus (wheat stem sawfly)
Lineage: Eukaryota; Metazoa; Arthropoda; Insecta; Hymenoptera; Cephidae
Gene: Rad51D
Product: DNA repair protein RAD51 homolog 4
Exons: 6
Coding region: 536-1486 (316 amino acids)
Biological process (GO): DNA strand invasion; double-strand break repair via homologous recombination; telomere maintenance
Cellular component (GO): centrosome; replication fork; Rad51B-Rad51C-Rad51D-XRCC2 complex
Molecular function (GO): ATP-dependent DNA damage sensor activity; four-way junction DNA binding; ATP binding
Source: RefSeq, a predicted model, not a curated record
AGGGUGCAUAGAACAUCUACGAAUCAAAUCAGCAACCCUCGCAUUGUGCAGCAUUAUAUUUUUAUGUAUUUCUCUCUUUUUCUGUACUCUAUAAAUCGUCAUUUCAAAAUUAGGGCACGAAAUUUAGAAUAAAAAUCGACCUUAAAUAACACUACGUUCGAGUAACGCUGGACGAAAAAUACAUCAUGGCGACCUUUGAAGGCUGAUUCAUAGACAAUGAUUAUUAAAGACGUAAAAACUUCUACCAUACUAUUUUCCUGAUGAUACGUAUAAAUCGCGUAUAGUAUAACUGAUCUUUUCAAAUCUUUAUUUAACAUAGCUAUAAAAAGUAUCAAGACGAGGACUCCACUUAUUUCUUACACAGAGCAACUAUCGCUAGAGAAUAGAAUUCCUAAAACUACGGGAACUCAUGACCAAGCAGCCUUGAAUUCAAGCGUGUAUUACGGGGACAAAUCCAUAUUAAAAGCAUCUAAUUGGUGACGGUGGACGAGCUGAAUGGAUUCGUAUUUAGUCAACACAGCAAAUUCAGGGGGCAAUGGCAAGAUUAGAUUCCAGCAUGCAUCCAAAAUUAACUGAUGAAAUCGUGUUGCGUCUUCAGGCUAAAAAGAUCUUUACGGUUUUUAAUUUUAUGUCGGAACAUCCUGAUAAGUUAAUCAAGAUCACAGACUUUUCAUACAAAGAAGUACUAGAAUUCAAGAAAACAAUUGCAAAAUCCUUCAGUGGUCAGGUGCAAGAUGCGUUUGAAUUAAUGAAAAUAGAAUAUACCAAUAUUGUUCCCUCUGGUAUAACUAGCUUGGAUGACUUAUUAAAAGGAGGAUUGCAUCCUGGACAUUUAUAUGAAAUAUGUGGAGUUUCCUCUUCCGGAAAAACUCAAUUGUGCCAUACAGUUGCAGCAAAUAUUACAUCAAGUACCAAAUCCUACGUACAUUAUAUUGACACCAAACGAGAUUUUUCAGCGCUGAGAAUUCAAAGGAUUUUGGAAGCAAAAAAAUAUUCGGAUGCGGAAAUUGGUGAGGCAAUGGAUCGGAUAAAAGUAACGCGGGUAAAAAACGUAUGCGAAUUAUUCAACAUUUUAUAUCAUUUAAAUUCGUCAUUAAAAACGUCCAAUGAUAGCUAUCCCACGAAACUUGUUAUCAUUGACUCAGUGGCGGCGAUAUUUCUUCAAUUGCCGACAGUGCAAGAGAUGGCCUCCGCCUUAAAUAAUCUAUCAAAUAUAUCAAGAUGUCUUGCGAACAGCUUUCACAUACCGCUUAUCACUGUGAAUUUGAUAAGCCGAUGGCGGGAAGUCGACGGAUUUGCAGCAAGUAAUGAAAAUCCCAUAGUAAUAAAACCAAGUCUUGGAAAAUAUUGGCUGCAUGUUCCCAAUACUCGAUUAAUGAUACAGAAGGAAGAAAAGGAAUUUAGAAAAAUCAGUGUGUGGAAGAGCUUUCAAUUGAAACUUAAUUCGUUCUGUAUUGUGAAUAUUACCACGGCUGGUGUUAUCUGAUAAUAAGUACUAAUAUGGAAUACAGUGUAUAAAUAUUAUUUCAGAAGCUUCCAUUGAUCUUAAAAAAAUAAUGAUCGGACUACGUGAUUAUAUAUUUUUGUACAGUUCUCCGAUUUUUUCUAUUACUUCCUAUAAUAUGGAAAUAAGUGAAAACAAUUUGAUAUUUUUAUUGUGUGUUGUUAUUAUAAUAAGUUUAUUUCGAAUGCAAAUAAAAAUUAUAGAACGGUAUUAUUUUUAUGAAAACACCCGUUGUAUACAGAACGCGGUUCGAUGCUCUUAGUUUGUUUAAUAUCCACGUGAACAUCCGGCGCUGCAUUAUGACGCAUUGCGACGUUGUCAUAUCGGCCUGACCCGGAU